CUAAUAUAGGACCAAUUGUAUGGAAUAAAACGAUUGACGAUAAUAUCAAACACCUAAAACUCAAGAUCAGUUAAACUAUUACUUUUAAAUAAUGAACAAAUUUGUUAUUGGUUUCAGAAAAAGUCUGCUAUAGAGCGUUAUUUCUCAAAUUAUCUAGAACAGCGGUUAAUCUAUUAGUUUCAACGCAACAAUGAAGAACAAAAUAGUUUGGUCAACAAUAGCGUAUUUGCUAACUUUUUUUUUGUUCGCUAAUUCAGUUCAAAUUAUUCCUUCAAGUUAUUAUUUUGAAAAAGCAAAAAGCGAUCUAUUAAAUCUAAUUGAAUCUGUUAAAAAUGGUAAUGACUUACCAAUGAUUGCUGGCACUGUUCGUGUAGCGUUUCACGAUUGCAUUGGUAAAGGAAAAUGUAACGGUUGUAUAGAUCAUUCAUUAUCAUCCAACAGAGGGUUAAAAAGAGUAACGGAUCGACUUGAUGCAUUAUACGAUGUUUCUUACAAAGGAAAAAUGUCAAGAGCGGAUUUUUAUGCAUUAGCAGCAGUUAUUGCUCUAACUAGGUCUACAGCCAAUGUUCCUGAUAAAUACAAUGGGCUCAAAACUUUUAAAGUGGGCAGAAAGGAUUGUGAUACGUCACCUGUUGAUUCUGAAACCAAUUCCAAUUUUCCAAGAGGAAGCGAUGGCACGUCAAAAACAUUAGGGUUUUUUAAAAGGGAGUUUGGAUUCAACACUAGAGAGGCUGUUGCUAUUUUAGGUGCGCACACACUUGGAAGAUGUCAUUUGCAAAACUCAGGAUUUGUUGGUGCCUGGGUUGAUAAUCGAUUUUCAACAGCGUUGCCGGGUGAAACUUUGGCUCCAACAAGUAUACUCGAUAAUGCUUACUUUCGAAUGAUUGUUGAUAUAGUUCCGUGGGUUCAGGUGAACAUCAAUGGAACAAGAAUCCAAUGGCAAGAACCAAAACAUCCAAUACCUAAUGACAAGUUGCCAGAAUCGAAAAGAAGUCCAUUACUUUUAAACUCUGAUAUGAGUAUUUCAUGGAUUAUAACACCCACAGAUAAUCUUGGUACAGUUUCUUGUACACCAACCUCACGAAUAAAUCCUUGCCGCCAUUCUAAUGCUCAUACAUAUGCAAAACUCUACGCCCAAAAUAAUGCAUUUUGGAUAAAAGAGUUUACAAGAGUUUUUAAUAAAAUGAUAAGUAGAAGUGAAUACACGUUAAAAGAGGUUCCCGAAACAAACUUAUACGAAGAUUUGUACUUUAAUAAUAGAAAAGUGUACAAUGAUGCCGAAGAAGUAUUUUAACUUAACACAUUUUUUUAUAUAUUUUUUUUAUAUUUUGUUAUGUUACUCUCAAGAUUUAUUGAAAGUUUAUCUAAAAUUUUUAUUAAGAAAAGAUUUGUAAACACUUUAUUCUUUAUAUUU
Hydra vulgaris (swiftwater hydra) is the source of this 1414-nucleotide messenger RNA. Its product is annotated as putative ascorbate peroxidase. Gene Ontology annotation, molecular function: peroxidase activity; heme binding. Gene Ontology annotation, biological process: response to reactive oxygen species; hydrogen peroxide catabolic process; cellular response to oxidative stress. The record is from RefSeq and is a predicted model, not a curated record. NCBI's taxonomy places the organism in Eukaryota, Metazoa, Cnidaria, Hydrozoa, Anthoathecata, Hydridae.